CGCUGGUGGUAUAUGGAUGGAUGUGGAUGCAAUUCUACUGUCCAUGUCACCAGAAAUUGCUCAUGGAAGUGAGGCUUAAAGCGAUUGAUUCUUAGCGCCAAAAUGAGAUUUUACUUCAACGGGCUACCUUGAUGCUAAGCUGAACGAGCUUUAAACCUUGUUGUGUACCAUUUAACGACGUUAGCUCUGCCAGGCCCUUUAAAAUGCCUGCCACAAGAACGAGGAAUUUGGCACGGUUUUUACGCAAUUCGACCAGGAUUUCUGCCCACGUUCGCUGACCUGAUUGGCCGAGAAAACAUCAACGAAAAAACCCGUUUUCUGUGACGCGUUCGUUACGAGUAAAAAACAUCUCUUGAAAUCCGAAACCGCGUUCAAACUCCUAUAACUGAAAGUCCAUGGAAACCUUCGUAGCUACAACAGUUCAUCCACAAAUCAGUGAAAAAAAAUCGACGUCAUUUAGCUACUUGGGAAGAGAGCCAAUUCCGCAUGUCCGGAUCUGCAAGUCUUGUAUUGACCCAGUUUCCCUGAGAUUUUGAGCUGGUUGUGCGGAAAGGUCAUCAUCCCGAGGCUUCCACUGUUUAUAAUCGAUAUAGGAUGAUAUAAAUCGCCAGAUAAAAGCAUGUUUGGAAAGUUUACGAUCAAUUCUGGUUCUUCGCAAGCGGAGAAGAAAGCCAAGUCGAAAUCGAAAGACCCGAAAAAUGUUCUCGAUAGUAGUUUUGAGGAGAAAUCUUGUUUUUUUCUCAAGCGAACGUUCUUUGUAAGAAAAUGGUUUAUUCAUCUCGUCCACUGGCCGUGGUUUGAACGACUCAGUAUGCUCGUGAUCUUUGUGAAUUGCGUGUGUCUGGCGUUGACCGAUCCACUUGACCGUUAUUGUGAGCAGGACAACUGCAAACGACUGAAGAAAAUCAACUCGUUCGUGCUUUAUUUCUUCGUCGCUGAAAUGGUGAUCAAGAUGAUAGCGAUGGGGGUGAUCGGAAAGAAGAGUUAUUUCUCAGAGGGCUGGAACAGACUUGAUUUUCUAAUUGUAGUCGCUGGGAUGGUCGAUGAGUUCUCGGAAAUGGACGGAGCAUUUUUGGUGGCGAUCAGACUGGUUCGAGUUCUUCGUCCACUGAGAGCUAUUAAUCGUGUGCCUAGCAUCAGAAUCUUGGUGACAUUACUGCUGGAAGCUUUACCACUCUUGGCCAAUGUUUUUGCGCUGGCUUUUUUAGUCCUCUUUAUAUUUGCCAUCGUCGGUGUUCAACUUUGGCAAGGGGUAUUGAGAAACAGAUGUUUUCUUAACUCGACUUUGCGGCACAACGCAACUUUUGGGGAAACCACGCAGAGUAGAUGUUACUAUCAACCGUCUUUCGAUGAGCCAGAUUUUCUCUGUUCCUUAUCAUCGUUGACUGACACUAAAAGCUGCAAAAAUAUGCCCGAAGGGAACUCGGGAUGUACGCUAUCAAAUUAUGCCUCUCACGGGAAUCAUUGCGAAUUCCAUACCAUUGGAUCCUUCGCUCGACAAGAAUACGAGUGUAAACAGGAAGGACCAAAAACCCCCUUCAUACCACCCAGUUUCUUUCGACAAUAUCGGCUAUGCCUUGAUGGUUAUAUUUCAAGUAAGUUGUUUGAUUUGAUCUAUCCAUCAAUCAAUCAAUCGAUCUAUCCAAUCAUCACAUUAGAAGGCUGGUCGGACAUAAUGUAUCGUAUUCAGGAAGCUCACGAUUAUUGGAACUGGAUUUACUUUGUUAUUCUAAUUCUGAUCGGUCCUUUCUUCUUGGUCAACCUGUGCCUUGUGGUCUUAGCCAUGCAGUUCCAGGAAACGAAGACUCGGGAACUGCAACUGUUGGAGGAAGAUCGUCAGAGGAAACUACAAGCAGAGAACGUGUUCAAACAGACAAAAUGGGGAAAGGUUUUGAGUGUUGUGAAAACCAACCUCAGCGACACGAUUACCAAACGAUCUGAUAAACACGUCCAUCACCAUCAUCACUUUCACCACUACUACCAUCAUGAACACGUGGUACAGUCCCCCCAGGAUGAUUCAGGGGCAAACAUCCCCCGGAAUCCUACUGUGGUUGUCUCACAUCAUAGUUCAGUCUGUCAUACCCCACCUGUAAUACACGACCAACCGGGGGGUGACCUGCCUCGAAACCCCACCGUCCAUAUCUCCCACCAAAGCUCCGUUCGAGAACCCAGCGACUCUAUUAUAUCACUAGAAAUGACAUCAAACUGUAAGAUUUCUCAGAAUUUUCUCUCCCCCACUUCCCCACAUGUUUCCGGGAGGCUAUCCCCUACCUUGUCGGUUGAAUCGGUCUCCUCGGAGCAGGUGUGCGUCCCCCCCGAUGCGGUGUCGUUGUGUUCCAAUGAAGAUCUGACAAAAACGUCCGCUUUUUCGAGUCUAGCGUCUGCCUCCGCUUCUGCCACAUUUCGCGUGAAUGUAAGAUGUCAAGUCCAUGAUGACCCAACUGAACGGACGAAAUCUGCGAAGACAGAAUUGAUAAGCACCGCAAACGCUUCGCUGAAAAAGCAGACCAAACAAAAACCUGCCAAAGAAUCAGAAGUUCCUGUAAAAAUACCGAAUUCGCAGACGACAGAAUCAACCACCAAACAAACACAAUUCGAUCCGGUUGGACCAGCUGCCUCUCCAAAGAUCACCGAAAAAAGUUCGCCGAUUUUCAAUUCGCAAGCUAAAAACGCUUUGAAUGAAGUAAACAAGGACAGGACAGCAAGUUUGAAAAAACUCGAGGUUCCUAGUCUGAAGGACACGGAUUCCUCCUGUAAAGUAAUGGAGAAAACGACUCCGAGUUUCAAUGCUUUAGGCGUUUCAAAUACUCGAAUAAGACGUUCCUCAAAAGAAGAGGAUAAAAGCUCAACACCAAGUGUUGGUACACUUGUUGCCACUAGUCCAGAAACCAAAUCUUUACCUAAGCGAAGUAGUUUACAAACUUUAGAUGUGGCAAAUUUACAACAAUCUGGUCUUGUUUCAUCAAAAGGUUCUACGGAUCUAAAACUUCCACCGCUAGUCGCUACAUACAGAAAAAGAAGCACGUCGCUUGAAGAUGUUAAGAUCACUCCUGUUAAGAAAACAAAUGAAAGGAGAGGAAGAGAAGGGAGCCUGGAUGAUAGAUUUGGUAGUAUGUUUGAUAUUCAAAGACAUGGUUUAUAUUACGUUUCUCAAGAGCGGACUCUCUGGCAAAGAUUUUUAGAAAUCUGUGCGAGGCUCACAAAUAACGCGACAUUCAUCAAUUUCAUCAUGGUCGUGAUUGUACUGAAUACAGUCACCAUGGCAACUGAACAUUACCAGCAGCCUGAGUCGUUGUACGAAUUUCUUGAAAUCUCAAAUGUCGUUUUCAUCACGAUAUUUUCUAUUGAGAUGAUCAUCAAAAUCGCUGGCGAAGGAAUCCGCUGUUAUGUGAGCCAAUGGUUUAAUAUUUUUGACGGUUUCAUCGUUAUUAUAAGUAUUAUCGAGUUGAUCGUCCUUCAAGGUAGCGGCGGGCUCUCGGUCCUACGAAGCAUACGAUUGCUCCGAAUAUUUCGUCUCAUUCGACCAAUCAGACAUCAGCUUAUUGUUAUGGUUCACACUAUGACGAGUGUGGUCACGUUUACCGCGCUUUUGUUCCUCUUCAUGUUCACCUUCGCUGUCCUGGGAAUGAAUUUAUUUGGCGGGAAAUUAAGUCUACCCAACGCAAACUGCACCAUGGAAACAGUUCGAAGUAACUUUGAUACUUUCCCUGCUGCUAUGGUAACCAUAUUUCAGGUACUCACACUGGAAGAUUGGAACCUAGUAAUGCAGAGUGCUAUGAGAUCAACUAAUCAUUGGGCAGGAAUAUAUUUUAUCAUCUUGACUAUCAUUGGAUAUUACGUGUUGUUCAAUCUCCUAGUCGCCAUUUUGGUAGAAGGAUUUACCAACCCUCUGCUUUUUGACGAGUCAGAAGACCGCAAAGCCCCAGAAACAACAGAAUCAGUUGCACCCAAGCCAACAACAGACUGGCUUGCCUUAAUAAAACAGGCGAAGGAACAGCCAACUACUCCUGAACCAGAGAAAGAUGAUUUCAGCGAUAUACCAGACGAUGAGAGCCCUCGUGAUGAACAUACAUUUACCGAGAACACAGUGAAGAAUCCCUUAAACUACUGUGCAUCAGCCAUGCGCGGUGUUAUGGGGAAACCUUAUAAUAUUGAUUCAAAAUCCAGCCUCGACACUCCUCGAAAAUCGUCCAACUUUUUUAUGAGAGCAUUUUCCUCAGCACCAAAAGACGAAACGUUUGUCCGAGGACCAACAAAAAAUCCAAUCAUGUCCUAUCAUUUUAACAACAAAGCCUUUUCCACAAGUUACAACGAUGAGGAGAAAGGAUUUUCCCCGACGAAGGAAAGUUCUUCCAUUUUUCAUCAAACGAAACCGGACCACAAUUCGGCUUGCAAUAAUGGAGGAUUUUCUGAUGAAGAAACACUCUCUUCUGCUCGAUCUAAGCCAAAGAUUGUUAUCACAGAUGUAGACGGAGACAUUAAAUACGAUGAGACAUCAAGUAUUGAGAAACAUCAAAAGAAACAUGUUGAUAAAAGUUCGUCAAAAUCAUUAUUCAUAUUUUCUGAAGAUAACUUAUUUCGUCAGCUCAUGAAGAGAAUCUCAAACAGUAAAAUGUUUGAUAAUUUUGUGCUGUUCCUAAUCGUGGUUAGCUGUUGUUUCAUGGUCUUCGAUUACCCUAUGGAUGUAAAACAGAAUACAGAUGUAAUUUAUACUGCAAACCUGGUUUUCACUAUACUUUUUACGAUUGAAGUUGUGAUUAAGGUGAUAGCGCAAGGACUGGUGCUAGGUAAGGACACUUACUUGCGUCUCGGUUGGAACGUCUUGGAUUUCAUAAUCGUUCUCGUCUCCUGGUUACACGUGAUCACGUCAUCGUUUCACAGCACCAGCCCUGGGAUACUCGGCUCAGUCAAAGUACUGCGAGCGCUUAGAACACUGCGCCCGUUGAGGAUGAUUCGGCGAGCACCUGGAUUGAAGCUGGUUGUUGGAGCUCUGCUGCGGUCUCUAAAACCGAUUGGGAACACCGUUCUCAUCGCUGGCAUCUUUUUUGUUGUGUUUGGAAUUCUCGGAGUUCAGUUAUUCAAAGGGACCUUUCACCAUUGCGAAAGCCAUCCUUUCGUGGAUACAAAACACGAAUGUACGCAAAUGCCAAAUGGAAACUGGACAAAUCGUCCUUAUAAUUUUGAUAAUCUGGCUCAGGCGCUGGUCACGUUGUUCGUCUUGGCAACCAGAGAUGGGUGGGUGACUGUGAUGCAUUAUGGGGUAGAUGCCGUCGGGGUUGAUAAGCAGCCGAGGGAAAACCACAAUCCAUGGAAAGUUUUGUAUUUUAUGGGCUUCUUAAUGGUCGUUGGAUUUCUGGUGUUGAACAUGGUCGUAGGUAUCGUUGUCAAUAAUUAUCAACUCUGUCAAGAGAAGCAGGAAAGGGCAGAUAGAAGAAUCAAGUCGCAAAAGACAGACGAUUCCUUGAAGAUUGUAGAUAAGACGAGAUAUGACGAUUUAGGUGGUCUGAAACCGUCUUCAUUUCGUGGUCGCUGCUUCCGUCUUUGUCACAACAAGUACUGGGACCUAGCCAUCGCUGUCGUCAUCUGCGUCAACGUCAUCCUGAUGUCACUGGAACAUUACAAAAUGUCCGAAAAAUACAAACUUUUAUUGGACGUAAACAACUACGUCUGUACUUUAAUUUUUAUAAUAGAAGCGUUUAUUAAAGUCACUGCCGUUGGGUGGAAAUGCUAUUUCAAUGACAGAUGGAAUAUUCUGGAUUUUCUCAUCGUUAUCUUCUCCGUUGUUGGUAUUAUCAUGGAUUUGAUGAACAAAGCUCUGAAAAUCAACGUGAAACCCAUCGUUCUACGCAGUCUUCGUGUUUUGAGAAUCAUCAGAGUGCUAAAGCUGUUCAAGGUAGCCAAAGGCGUGCGAUCUUUGCUAGAUACUGUCAUAAAAUCGCUUCCUCAGGUUGCUAACCUCGGUAUCGUGCUUUUCCUCCUCUUUUUCAUAUAUUCCUCACUUGGCAUUCAAUUAUUCGGCUCGAUAGAAUGCUCAAACGGCUACCAUUGCCAGGGCAUUGAUACACAUGCUCAUUUUCGUAAUUUUCCAACCGCCAUGUUGACGCUGUUUCGUGUCGCGACUGGAGACAAUUGGAACACUAUUUUCAUGGACACGUUGCGUCCAUCAUGCGACUCAUCGGCGACUUGCAAGAAAAACUGUUGCUUCAGUAAAUACACGGCUCCGUUGUAUUUCACGACGUUUGUUUUGGCAACACACUUCGUCCUCCUCAACGUUCUUGUCGCCGUCUUAAUGAAAGAUCUAAAAGCGUCGCGAGAAAAGUUAGCCGACGUUCUGAUGCGUGAAACCUUUGAGAAACGCGUCGUCAAGUUAACCAUGUCUGCGACAAAAUUUGUAAAAGAAAAAGCGCGUUCAAGACGAUCUAAAACUCAGGAAGAAGUUGUCGAUGGACAAAUUGAACUAAAGCAAAUGCGGACGUUCUCGCCAAAGCCAGAUUGAUGGAAACCAAGGUGAGAAGUGCUUUACUGGAAGGCAUGAAAUAUUUUAAUCCCUUUUGGGAAAUCAGAAAAGAUUUUUUUACAAAUCAAGAACUCCUUGGCUUGGCUUUCAUGAGAGGCAAAUAAUUUAAAUGGUUAGUUGUGACGGCAGUUUUUGGAAAAUCGGAAAUCGAAGGGUAACUUCAGUGGUCUUUAUGAGGAUCUUGCGAAAGAGAACAGAAUUAUCCUAUAGGCUGAAAAUCUAGGUGCUUCCGAUGAAAGAUGGAUGCCAAGGCUUCAAAAAAAGGGAUUAGAGAGUCAAUACAGCCAUAAAAUGGUGAUCACACUCAAUAAUCUAAACCUCGCUAUUGUUAAGAAGGAAACGUUUUCAAGGGAGGAACAGUGGCGUAGCCAGCCUGACAAUUUAGUCAUGCAUUUUCAAUGAAUUUUUAAAGAAAUGAAUAAUGAUAAUAACAUAAAAUUUGAAUAGCAUGACUAAAUCGUCAGGCUGGCUUCGCCACUGAAGUCUGUAGACGAAUGAUUCUUCAGCAAUGGUAAUAGGUUCGUGAUUUGUCGAAAAACGACAAAACAAUCCAUAGAAAUUGUACAUAAAAUAUCGUUCUUAAUUACGCAUUCGAAGCAGGUAACAGCAAGAUUGUAAAUCGUGAAUUUCCUGAACACAAAUAAAGUGAAUAGAUGGAACACAAAUAAAGUGGAUGUAAAGUCUGUUG
This is a messenger RNA of Dendronephthya gigantea, 7205 nucleotides long. RefSeq names its product voltage-dependent T-type calcium channel subunit alpha-1G-like. Gene Ontology annotation, molecular function: voltage-gated sodium channel activity; low voltage-gated calcium channel activity. The record is from RefSeq and is a predicted model, not a curated record. NCBI's taxonomy places the organism in Eukaryota, Metazoa, Cnidaria, Anthozoa, Malacalcyonacea, Nephtheidae. The transcript has 31 exons. The coding region runs from base 620 to 6496 and encodes 1958 amino acids. Gene Ontology annotation, cellular component: plasma membrane; voltage-gated sodium channel complex; voltage-gated calcium channel complex. Gene Ontology annotation, biological process: calcium ion transmembrane transport; membrane depolarization during action potential; calcium ion import.